GGAAAUACGUUUUAUCGUAGGGCAAAAUGGCGUCGAGAGAGAGUGAGUGAGAAAGAUGAUGAAAAUACCAAUUGAUAUAUAUAUGUGUAAUUUAUAUGUGUGUAUGUGUGUAAUUGUUGUACACUCGGUGAAAAAAGUUAAAGGAACAAAAAUGCCGCGGGUAAGAGGAGACGCGUGUUGAGAGGGUCUACCUAUCAAGAAAGAAAGAAAAAAUAAAAAAAAGGAAAAAAAGGAGAGAAAAAAAAACAAUAAUCUCAAGACACCUUAAUCUAAUUCUCUAAUGAUCUUUUUAAUUUGAUUCAAUUGAUAUUAAUAAAAGUGUAAUGUAAUUAAUAGUGUUUUAAUAAAAAUGAAUACAAGUGAUAAUUAAUAAUUAAUAUUUUUUUUUUUGGACAUUGAACGAGUAUGAACAACGACGCUAUGGCGUCCGUUCAAAGUGUGUGACAUUACAAGAUUUUUCCACCAUUUCAUGUACAAUUUUGUGGUUGAUUGAUACAUCUUUGAAGAUUAAUUUAAUAAUAUUAUUCAAAUAUAAUAAUUGAUAUUAGCUUUUUAAUAUUUAUUUACUGUCAUCAUAAAUAUUGUAUUGUCAUUUUAUCUAUUAAUGACUAAAAACAAACACUAGAUUUUACAUAAAUUACAUUUGACAGUUCCCACCCUCAACUGACAAAUUUGUGAUAAAAUUUUGAGGAAAUUAAAAAAAAUGACAACGAAAAUAUCACAGGAUGUGAUGAGUAAAAUAAACUUGCAUUAACAAGUGACUAAUACAUCAACAAUUAUAAAAUUAGAAAAAACAAAAAACAUCAACAACAAACAAAUAAUAAUAUUAAUAAUAAUAAGUAGAAAAUUGAUAUCAGUAAAAAAUGUCAAACAGUUUAGAUAGUUUUUUAACACGAAUUGGUGAUGUGACAAUUGAAAGAUUAGCACCAAGAUCAUCAGAUGAUCCUGGAGAUCGUGGUGCUGGGAAGAGUGCAAGUAAUCCAGAUAUACAAACUGGUAAUGAUGAUGAUUCAGAAUCUGGUGGUGAUACAAGUGAUGGAGAUGAAGAAAGAAAAAAUAUUAUGGAAUCAAAUGACAUACAAUCAGAGGGAUCUGGUGAUGAUAUGGAUCUUGAUGAAACAAUUGAUACUGAAAUUGGUGUGAGAAUUGACUCAGAAAGACAAAGAACUCCAUCGCCUUGUCAAGAUGAAGAUGAUGAUGCUGUUAAUAUUUUGGAUACUUUACCUCUCGAAGGUGCACCAAUUGAAGGUCAAGAAGUAUCAGAAGCUGAUUUAUUAGGUAAAUCUCUUAUAAAAGAUGAUGACAGUAUGGAUAAUGAUCCAUCAAAUAUAGAUUCAUCACCAUCAUCACCUUCAGAUCAAGAUAAUCAAAAACGUCAUGCUGAAACUGAUGAAGAAUCAGAUCAUCCUAAAAAACAAAAAAAAGAUGAUAAUCAUGAUGAUAAUGAGAGUAAAGCAGAAAAAAAACUUUCAAAUAUGCGUAGAAAUAUACGUGAAGUUAUGGAUGAAACACAACUUGAUGAAGCAACAUUAUCAGCUCAACGUCAAGAAAUGGAACGUUUACGUCGUGUACAAGAACAACAACGUAUGAUACGUGAAGCACGGCAACUUGCAAUUAAUCGUCAAAAUAAUAAAACUCAAACACGUGUUAUGAGUUUACUUCAAGGUAAACAAAAUGAUAUUGGUACAACAUUAUCACAAACACCAUUAUCAUCAUCUUUAUCGGCUUCGUCAUUAUCAUCAUCAUCAUCAAUAGCAGUAUCAGCAGCAGGAGUAGGAGCAGGAGCAGGAGCAACAGCAUCUUCAUUAUUAUCAGGUACAUCAAAUUUAAAAACACCAAUGUCAUUGCUAUCAUCAAGAUUAGAUUCACCAAAUCAAUCAUUAUUAAUAUCAAAUUCAUCAUCACAAAUGCCAACAACAAUAAAUAAACGUCCAAUGGAAUCAUCACGUUGGCAAAAAGGUCGUAAUUAUCCACAACAAAGUGGCACAUCAAUAUCAAGAUUACCUGGUAGACCACCAUUAAAUCAAAGUCAAUUACAACAAAGAAUACGUAUGAUGACACCAUCAGUUAGUAUAUCACCAGUUGUACCAAAAAAAGAAAAUGAUUUUUAUUCUGAUUCUGAAUUAUCAGAGCCAGAAAUUGAAGAAAAUAUUAAUGAACAAGAUGAUGAUAAAAAUAUUGCUAAAAAUAAAGAGCUUGUUACAAUAUCAAGUUCAUCUGAUGAUUCAGAUGAUGAUUGUAUUGUUUUAUCUGAACCAUCAGGUGGUGAAGAAACAGAUAAUGAAGAUGAUCCAUCAAAUUCUGGUAUGCAUACAAAUGAUCGUUAUAAUAUACCAGAUGAACAUGGACGUGUAUUAAUUAAUGUUGGACAUCCAGAAAGUGAACCAGAUGUUUAUUUAGCACCACAAGUUGCUAAAAUAAUAAAACCACAUCAAAUUGGUGGUGUUAGAUUUUUAUUUGAUAAUAUUAUUGAAAGUAUUGAAAGAUAUAGAAGUUCAUCUGGUUUUGGUUGUAUAUUAGCACAUAGUAUGGGUUUAGGUAAAACAUUACAAGUUGCUAGUUUUUGUGAUAUUUUUUUUCGUUGUACAACAGCUAAAACAGUACUUUGUAUUAUGCCAAUAAAUACAUUACAAAAUUGGCUUGCUGAAUUUAAUAUGUGGCUACCAUAUGAAGAUCCUGAAUUAAUUAAAAAUGAUAAACAAAAUACAUCAUCAUCAAGUCAACAAAAAAAUAAUACAGAAAUUGGAAAAACAGAAUUUAAAGAAGAAAAUUCAAAUUUAACUGAUGUAUCAUCAAGUAUGUCAUCAGCUGGUAAUCAUUUUAAUCAACAAAAUUAUGAUAAUCAUCAAUAUAAUUAUCAGGAUAAUUUAAUUAAAUCAAAUACAAAUUUUAAUCAACAAAAUUAUUCACAAAAUUCAAUGUAUGCUAAUUAUCCACAUAUGAAACAAGAAAUUGAUUGUCAACAAAAUUCACAAAUGCCAUCAUCAAAUUAUCCAUCAGUUUAUCCACAAAUGGCAAAUCAAAAUUAUCAAAAUUAUCAUCAAAAUCCAUCAAUUAAUCCUUAUCAAAAUUACCAACAACAACAACAGCAACAACAACCGCAACAACAACAAUCACAAAUGCCACAAAUUAAAACUGAAUAUGAAGAAAAUCCAAUAAUAAAAAAAGAAGAAGAUACAAAAUCAACAACAUCAACAACAACAAAAGAAGAAUCACAAGAUGAUAAAAAAGAAUCUGAUAAAAAAAUAAAAGCACCAUUUAAUGUUGAUGCACCAAUUGGACUUGACAUUCGUCCAAGACAUUUUAAACUUCAUAUUCUCAAUGAUUUACAUAAAACAAUGGCAGCAAGAGCUCGUGUUAUAAAAGAAUGGCAAAAAGUUGGUGGUGUUUUAUUAAUUGGUUAUGAACUUUAUCGUCAAUUAUCAUUAAAGAAAUCAAAUAAAGGUAAAAGAAAACGUGGACAAGCAUUUAAAGAAGCUACAGUUGAUAUUGAAGAAGAUGAUAAAAAUAAAGUAUUAUUUGAUGAUAUGCAUGGUGCACUUGUUGAUCCAGGUCCUGAUUUAGUUAUUUGUGAUGAAGGACAUAGAAUAAAAAAUUCACAUGCAAGUAUUAGUCUUGCAUUAAAACAAAUGAAAACAAAAAGAAGAAUUGUAUUAACUGGUUAUCCAUUACAAAAUAAUUUAUUGGAAUAUUGGUGUAUGGUUGAUUUUGUAAGACCAAAUUAUUUGGGUACUAAAAGUGAAUUUUGUAAUAUGUUUGAACGUCCAAUACAAAAUGGACAAUGUAUUGAUUCAACACCACAAGAUAUACGUUUAAUGAGAUAUCGUGCACAUGUAUUACAUGCAUUACUUGAAGGUUUUGUACAACGUAGAUCACAUUCUGUAUUACAAAUAUCAUUACCAAGAAAAGAAGAAUAUAUAAUGCUAGUUAGAAUGACACCACAUCAAAGAAAAUUAUAUGAUACAUUUAUGAAUCAAGUUGUUAAAACACGAGCUGUACCAAAUCCAUUAAAAGCAUUUGCUGUUUGUUGUAAAAUAUGGAAUCAUCCAGAUAUAUUAUAUCAUUUUUUGCGUAAACGACAAAUGAAUGAAGAAGAUGAUUUGGAUCUUGAAGAAACAAUUGCUGAAAAAACAACACCUGGUAUGAAAAAAGGACCAAAAGGUAAAACGAAAAAAGGUGCUAAAAAAGAAAAAAUUAUUAAAAAUAAACCAGCUGCAAGUGUACAACCAAAUUCAUCAGCAUCAAUUAAUAAUAACACUAAUACAACUAGUACAACUACAACUACAACUACUGAUGAUGUUAAUGAUAAUAAAAAAAUUGGUAAUUUUAAUAAUUAUACACAAGUACAAAAUACAAAUUAUCCACCAACUGGUAAUGCAACAUUUCAACAACCACAAUCACAACCACAACAGCAACAACAACAACAACAACAACAACAAAAUUUCAAUAAUAAUACCAAUAAUUAUCAAGGUAAUGAUAAUCAAGGUAAUAAUAAUUAUUACCGUUCAGAAACAAAUACCAGUGAAUUUACAAGUGAAUUUUAUAAUAACAAUCAAACAACAACAACAAGUGGAACAAGAUAUCAAAAUCAAUCUGGUACAUUUACUAAUUAUCCACAAGGUUCAUCAAAUUAUCAAGCAACAAAUUCAAAUCAAAAUUAUUCACAACAAAAUCCAAAUCAAAUGUUCCAAGGUAAUAAUAAUGAUGCUGCUGCUGCUGCUAAUAAUCCUGCCGGCUUUCGUAAUGAUCAAAGUAAUUCAGGUAAUAAUUAUGAUAUGUUUUCACGACAACAAAAUUAUUCUUACAAUGAUCAAUCAAGAAAUUAUUCGGCAAAUGUUAAUCAACAACAGUAUCAAACAAAUGUUAAUCAAUCUGGAAAUUAUCAAAAUCAAUCAAAUAUUCCAAUGAAUAAUUUUUCUAGUUACAAUGAACAUCAAAGUAAUUCACAAAUUUAUACAUCUCAAAAUCAACAACAAAAUUCACAAAGUAAUACACAACAAACAUCUCGUUAUAUACCUGGUCAAUCACAAAUAUCAUCAACAAAUCAACAAAAUUCAACUGGAAAUAUGACAAAUUCAUAUCCACAAAAUCAACAACAACAACAUUCUAAUCAAUCACAUGGUUAUCAAAAUUCAACGACACCUGGAGCAUCAACAAAUUCACAAAUAUAUCAAAAUAGCCAAGGUAAUAAUCAAGGGAAUGUUGGACCAAAUGGAUCACAGCCAUUUUUAGGUAAUUAUCCAACUUCACAAGGACAAAAUUCAAAUUUACCAUCACAAACAUCACAAAAUUAUCCAGAACAAAAUUCAAGUGGUAAUUUUAAUAGAAAUAAUCAAGGAAUUGGAAACUUUCCAGUUGGUGGUAAUCAUCAAAAUUCAUUUAAAGGUCAAGAUGAUAGAUUUACAAAUUGGCAGACAAAUUAUUCACAAUCAGUAAAUCAACAACAAAGCCAAGGUAAUAAUCAAUUUUAUCAAGAUAAUUAUUUUCCUGGUCAAAAUAAUUAUCAACAAAAUAGAUAUCAAAAUGAAUAUCAAAGUGAUAUUAAUAUUAAGACUGAAGAUGGUAAACCAUAUAUUGAUAAUAAAAAGGAUAAUUUUAAUAAUUCAUCUUCUUCUGAUGUUGGUAGUGGAAAUAAUAAAACUCCAAGUGUACCAAUAGCUCCAACAGUUGUAUCAAAUAUUCCAAAUAUUCCAAGUAUUCAACAAAGUUUUCCAAAUGAUGCUAUUAAAGAAAAAGAUGAUAGUAUUACGCAAGAAAAAGAUAAAGAAAAAGAUGAUAAAUCAGAUGAUGAAGUUAUUGUUAGAGAUGAAGAUAAAGAUUUAAAAAGUUCACCAAGUGGUAGAGAAGAUCCUGGAAUUCCAUAUGAUUGGGCAACUGAUUUAAUGAAAGGCUAUGUACCAGAUAUUAUUGAAGCAUCAGCUAAAAUGGCAAUAUUUUUUUGUAUACUUGAAGAAGCAAUACGUCUUGGUGAUCGUGUAUUAACAUUUUCACAAUCAUUAUUUACACUUAAUUUAAUUGAAGAUUUUUUAGCUAAAAAUGAUUAUAAAACAUCUGAUGGUAAAACUGAAAAUUGGAUUAAAAAUGUAAAUUAUUAUCGUCUUGAUGGUAGUACAAGUGCACUUGAACGUGAAAAAUUAAUAAAUGAAUUUAAUCGUAAUUCAAAAAUUCAUUUAUUUUUGGUAUCAACACGUGCUGGUUCAUUGGGUAUUAAUUUAGUUGGUGCUAAUAGAGCAAUUGUAUUUGAUGCAUCAUGGAAUCCUUGUCAUGAUACACAAGCUGUUUGUCGUGUUUAUCGUUAUGGACAAAAAAAACCAUGUUAUGUUUAUCGUCUUGUAACUGAUAAUUGUCUUGAAAGAAAAAUAUAUGAUAGACAAAUAAGUAAACAAGGAAUGGCUGAUCGUGUUGUUGAUCAAUGUAAUCCAGAUGCUCAUUUAUCAUUAAAAGAAGCAACAACAUUGUCCUGGGAUUGGGAAGAGGAUAGUCAAGUACAAGAUUUUUCAGCUUCAAAAGAUACAUAUACUGAUGAAAUAAUGCAUUCUUUAUUAGAUAAACAUUCAUCAUUUCUUACUAAACAACCAUUUCAUCAUGAGAGUCUUCUUGUUGAUAGAAAAGAUAAAAAAUUAAGUCAAGCUGAAAAACGUCUUGCCAGACGAGGAUAUGAAUUGGAAAAAAUGGCUGCAAAUUCAUCAAGACCAAGUUAUAAUUACAUUCCUGGAAAUACUGCAACUCGAGCUGGAGGACUUCAAAUUAGAGCAGUACGUGGUAAUGAUCAGGGUGUAACACCAAAACCAGUUGCAUCAGUACGUCCUAUGCAACAACGUGGUGCUGAAGGUUUAAGUACACGUGCUGGAAGUCGUUGGAUACCAGCUGAAGUUUGGCAACGACAAGGAAUGAGUGCACAAGAAAUGACACUUCCACUUGACGUUGUAAUACCAACAAAUUCACCAGAUAAAUCAAGUAUUGUUUUAAAAGCCGGUCAACGUGUUAUGGUAUUAAAAUCACCAAAAGGUAUUUACAUGCAAUUAGAAUCUGGUAAAAUAAUAGCAAUAAGAACAUCAUUAAAAUUAAAUCAACAAAAACGUGAAGAAGAAACUAAAAAAGUAACAACAACAUCAUCAUCAUCUUCAUCAUCAUCGUCAUCAUCACCAAGAGGACAAAAUUUAAAACCAGAUGUUGUAUUUCCAUUAAGAAAUAAUUCAGCAAUAUCAUUAAUUCCAAAAACAUCAUCAUCUGUUAUAAAUACAUCAAGUGGUGGUCCAGUACAACCAAGACCAUUAUCAAGACCAAGUAGUGGUUCUGGCUAUCGUCAAUUUCAAUCAGAUAAAGAUAUUAAUGUAUCAAAAAGACCAAAAUCAUUUUUACAAACACCAAUUAUAAAACAAAAUUUAAAUCAAUUAACAAAUAAUAUGUCAUUACAAAAAUUAAAUAAAGGCAAACAUGAUCAUUCUGUUGAUCAUUCAUCAGCCGGUGAAAAUUCAAAUUCAUCAGAUAGUCAACCAAGAACUGAUCAAAGAGUUGAAGAAGUACGUAUUGAAGAUAUUGUUGCUGAAGCUAAUACAAAUAAUAAUAAUAAUAAUAACAAUAAUAAUACUAAUAGUAAUAAUAAUCAUGAAUUUAAUUCAAUUAAUUCAAAUUCAUCAUCAAGAUUACAAACGUCUGAUCAACAAGAUACAAAUUUAGGAAAAAUUUGUGAUGAUAAUAAAAGACAAGAUUAUAAUAAUACUCAAACAAUGAAUAUUCAUAAUAAUAUUAUGAAAAAUGAUUUAUUAGAUCAUACUAAUAAAAAUAUUAAAAAUUUACAAAAUAUGAUUAAUUCAUCAGAAAUUAAAGGAGACAUUAGACAAAUACAGAGUGGAUCAUUUGGUAAUCAGGGAUCUUUUGGACAUUCUCCAGUAUCUACAAAAAAUCCAAUUGAUGAAAUUAUUAUUGAUAAACCAUCAGUACAAAAUUCAAUGAGAAUUACAAAUCAAAUUCCAUCACAACAACAGUUAUUACCACCACCACCGCCACCACCAAUACCAUCAUUACCACCAUUACCAACACAAGCACCAUUAUCAUCAUCAUUGUCAUCAUCAACACAUCCAAAUUUACAAAAUACUGAUGCAAUUACAAUGAAUCAAAUGUGUCCUCCAGUUAUUCAAGAAACACCAAAGACUCAUAAUGACACAAUAACAAAUUCACAAAUAUCAUUAACACCAAGUAAUCCACAUGGAAAAAAAUUAAUAUCACCAGGUGUUACAAAAGAACAAAUACCAUUAAAUACUGAACAAGUACCAAUUGUUGAUCCACAAGGUUAUCCUUAUGCACAAUAUCCAAGAUAUUAUGAUUAUUCAGAUUCACGAACGAGACAAUCAAAUACAUCUUAUGAAUCAUAUUAUCAACCAAGUCAAAGACAAACAAGUAAAGAUGUACAAAGACUUAAUAGUGAUGUUGUUAAAACAAUUGAUGAAAGAACUGUACCUCCUCCUCCAAUUCCUCCUUCUCUAUCUCUUCCUCCGUCACCUACAAUUUAUCAUAGUACUCCAUCAAGUAUUAUUCCUGGAGUAAAUCAAACUGUUAUUCCAUCUCAAUCAACAACAACUAGAGAAAAUAAAGAAUUAAAAAAUAAUGAUGGACAAAUUACAAAUUCUAUUCCCAUGACUGGAAAUGGGAAUGAGGGUAUUGAUUCUUCAGUUGGAUUUAAUCAUACUGGUAGACCAGGAUAUCAUUCAAAUUAUUCAUCGAGUUUUGAUCCUUACGCACAGCAUUAUUCUGCUGUACCACCUGGAUCGAGUGUUGCUGCUGCUGUUGCUACACCAUCUUCAUCUCCAGCUUCAACUCCAGCAGCUGUUUAUCCUCCAAGUGGAACACCUGGAUAUACUGGCUAUGGUGGACCAAGUUAUGAUGCUAAUUAUGCACGUAUGUACUCGGCUUUUCAUGGUGGUACACCAACGGUUGCAGAUCCUUAUUUGCACCGUGGUUAUGCACCUCCAGCCUCAUCACAUCCUUCAAAUUAUUAUCCAUCUUUUUCUCAUCCACCACCACCACCACCACCUCCACCAUAUCCUAAUUAUUCAUUUUUACCUCCUUUUUCAAAUCCCAAUGCACCCAGCGAAUCACAACCACCAACACAGUAGAAAAUUUAUAUAAUAGAUUAGUUUAAAUAUAACAGAAAUAAUAAAUUUAAAAAAAAAGAAAAAACAAAUAUAUUUGAAAGAAAAUUAAACAAUAUUAACUAAUUUUAUUUUCUUUCUUUUAUUUUUUUUCUUUUUUUUUAUAUUUAAACGAAUAGACUGAAGCUUUAAGACACAUCAUUGUAAAAUGUUUAGUCAGAAGUUAUGAGGGAAUUAAAAAAAAUUAAAUAAAAAUAGGAAAAAAAAAACAUUUUUUUUUUCUUAAAAUGUGCAAUGAUGUUGAUCGCACGAAAAUUUUGUAAAUUCGACGAUUUUUUUUGUAAAUUUUUUGUUGUAAAAAUGUAAUAGAAAAAAAAUAAAUAUUUUUUUUUUUGUUUUUUUUUUUUUAUCUUUUAUUAAAAUGAUUAAAAAAAAAAAAAAAUUUAUAUAUAUAUAUAUAUGUCUAAGGGCAACACAGCAACAUGACACACGUUCUUUGAUAGAUAAAUUUAUUUUUUUUUCUUUGCUACUAUUUUUUUUUUCUUUAUAUAGAAAUAUAUAUAAUUUUUAUUUUCAUGAAAUAAAUUUUUUCGUUAUAUUAUUUUUUAAUAUAAAUUUAAAUGACGUGUGUUAGACCUCUCAAUGAUGCUGAUGAUAAUUAUGAAUAAAUGAAGACAAGGAAAAAAAAAAAAAAAACACUUGUUAUUUCUUUUUGUUUUUUUUUUGACAAUUAUUAAUUUUUUUUUUUUCCUGUAAUUUUAUACGUGCAUUACACAUACAGUAUUUAUCCACAAUUAUUUGGCAACAAGU
Aphidius gifuensis is the source of this 9902-nucleotide messenger RNA. RefSeq lists its product as uncharacterized. The transcript is spliced from 5 exons. Lineage: Eukaryota; Metazoa; Arthropoda; Insecta; Hymenoptera; Braconidae. The record is from RefSeq and is a predicted model, not a curated record. Gene Ontology annotation, cellular component: nucleus. The coding region runs from base 864 to 9116 and encodes 2750 amino acids. Gene Ontology annotation, molecular function: ATP hydrolysis activity; ATP-dependent chromatin remodeler activity; ATP binding.